AUGAAUGAAAUAUGUUUGAAAGUAAGGCUUGGAGAAGAAGAGAUCAAGAUUGUAAAGGGUAAGAGUGCAUAUGAUGUAUACAAUGAAACCAGAAAAGGUGAUAAUGAUGUCGUGGUGUGCAAGAUCGAUGGUGUUUUGAGCGAUAUGUGCACAGAAAUACAGAAUGAUUGUGUGCUAGAGUUUGUGAGGUUUGAUGAUGCUGAAGGAAGGGAGGUAUUCUGGCACUCGUCAGCACAUGUUCUAGGAAAUGCACUGUUGAACCUGUAUCCUGGAGCAAGGCUAUCUCAUGGGCCUGCGACAGAAGAAGGGUUUUUCUACGAUGUGCAUGUUUCUGAGGCGAUUUCGUCUGAUGAUUAUAAGAAGAUUGAGGAUGAGAUGUAUAGAAUUAUAAAGAGAAAUGCAAGGUUUGAAAAAAGUGCAAAGAGUAGAAAUGAGUUGUUGGAGAUGUAUAAGGACAAUCCAUUUAAGACACAUUUUCUGAAUAAAAUUGAAGGAGGAAGUACUGUCUAUAAAUCAGGAGAGUUUGUGGACAUGUGUCUUGGGCCUCAUGUAAGAUCGACUGGGAUGAUAAAGGCAGUUAAGGUGCUGAAGAAUGGUAGCGCAUACUUUUUGAAUGAUCCGAAUCGGGAGUCGUUACAAAGGGUGUACGGAAUUGCAUUUCCAUCGAAAGAGCUACUGCAAGAAUAUUUAAGGAAGAAGCAAGAAGCAAAAGAAAGAGACCAUAGGAGAAUAGGCACUGAGCUUGAGUUGUUUUUUUUCUCAAAGUAUUCACCAGGAUCGUGCUUCUUUCUUCCUAAUGGAGCGAUUAUUUACAACACGUUGAUUGAGUUUUUGAGAGGAGAGUAUAGGAAAAGAGGAUUUAAAGAAGUUAUAACGCCAAACAUUUUUUGCACACAGCUAUGGGAAGAAAGUGGACACUUUACAAAUUAUAAGGAGAAUAUGUUUAUUAUCGAGGGAAAUGAGUUUGCAAUGAAGCCUAUGAACUGCCCUGGUCAUUGUGUCAUGUUCAAGCACCAGGACCACAGUUUUAGAGAGCUUCCAUUGAGAUAUGCGGAUUUUGGAGUACUGCACAGAAACGAACUGACUGGCGCACUUACAGGAUUAACCAGGGUACGAAGAUUUCAACAGGAUGAUGCACAUAUAUUCUGCACUAAGGAGCAAGUGAAGGAUGAGAUUAAGGGAUGCAUUGAGUUUCUAAGGUUUGUUUAUCGAAUAUUCAAGUUUAGGUUUGAAUUGGGAUUGAGCACAAGACCUACCCAGUAUCUUGGGUCUAUUAAUGAAUGGGAUGAUGCAGAAAAGGCGCUUUCUGAUGCCAUGGAUGAGUGUGGAAUUCCAUUUAAAAUCAAUGAGGGCGAUGGAGCAUUCUAUGGACCUAAGAUUGAUAUUAUCCUCCAUGAUGCAUUAGGAAGGGCAAUACAGUGUGCAACUAUUCAGCUUGACUUUCAGCUUCCACAGAGGUUUGGAUUGGAAUACCGUGACAGCGAUGGACAGCAAAAAACGCCUGUUAUAAUACACAGGGCGAUUCUUGGAAGCAUAGAAAGAAUGAUUGCAAUUAUUCUUGAGAGCUUUGGGAAGAGGCUGCCAUUCUGGUUGUCACCGAGACAGAUUGCUAUUGUUAGCAUGGGAAAUGCAGAAUAUGUUAAUGGAGUGAAGGUUUUGCUCUCUAGAUUUAGGGUUGAUGUGAUUGAUGACAAUAACACUCUGAACAAGAGGAUAAGGACAGCAGAAACACAAGGAUAUGCAUUUGUGUGUGUUAUUGGGAAGAAGGAGGCUGAGAACCAGGAGAUAAAUGUUAGGUUUGGCAAAGAAAACAAGAAUUUCGAUAUCAAUGCAUUCAAAGACAUUCUGGAUCAAAUGGCCGAUGAGAAGCUUGAGUUUGAAGACAUUCUGGACAUUACGAAAGCCACAAUAAGCAAUUAA
Messenger RNA from Ordospora colligata OC4, 1920 nucleotides. Its product is annotated as threonyl-tRNA synthetase. Lineage: Eukaryota; Fungi; Microsporidia; Ordosporidae. The transcript has a single exon. Gene Ontology annotation, molecular function: threonine-tRNA ligase activity; ATP binding. Gene Ontology annotation, cellular component: mitochondrion; cytoplasm. Gene Ontology annotation, biological process: threonyl-tRNA aminoacylation. Bases 1 to 1920 code for a protein of 639 amino acids. The record is from RefSeq and is a predicted model, not a curated record.